UCUGCCUCACAGUCACGUCUGUCUGCUUGUCACGCGCCCUUAAACCCUGAGCCACCCGCGAGCAUCAGAGGAGUGACGCGCAUUUCUAUGUGCGAGGAUCGAACCUGUCAUCGUGAUCUCUCGGGCCGGUGCGCAGAGGUGAGGUAAGCGCCCGCUGCGCUUGUCUUACCACUUUACUCCCGCAUUCUCGCGCCCAUCAAGAUCUUCAGAAGCCGUUUGAAUGAACUCAUUCAACACUUCUAUGAAGGACUAUGAAGACCACUCGAAAAUGUCGCGCUUUGCUCUCCGUGGGUUUAAAUCUGCUGGCUCUUUUAUUCUCGACAACGGCGUUCAUCACGACCUAUUGGUGCGAAGGGACACAGAGGGUCCCCAAACCCAACUGCAGUAAGGAGAGACGGCAUAAUUGUAUUGACUACGGGGUGAACGAGACGGACCCGAGCAAAGUUCACUAUAGCUGGGAAACAGGUGACGAUCGCUUUCUCUUUAGACAUUUUCACACGGGGAUCUGGUACUCGUGUGAGGAGAAUAUCCACGGAGGAGGUGAGAAAUGCAGGAGUUUUAUUGAUCUGGCCCCUGCGUCUGAGAGAGGUGUCCUUUGGCUGUCAGUAGUGUCUGAGGUGCUAUACAUCAUGUUGCUGGUCGUUGGGUUCAGUCUGAUGUGCUUGGAGCUUUUUCACUCCAGUAAUGUAAUCGAUGGACUCAAACUGAAUGCCUUCGCCGCAGUCUUCACUGUGCUGUCAGGGCUCCUGGGGAUGGUUGCUCACAUGAUGUACACGCAGGUCUUCCAGAUCACAGUCAGUUUAGGCCCAGAGGACUGGAGGCCACACACAUGGGACUACGGAUGGUCCUUCUGCAUGGCCUGGGGCUCCUUCACCUGCUGCAUGGCUGCGUCAGUCACCACCCUUAACUCCUACACAAAGACGGUGAUUGAGUUCAGACACAAACGGAAGCUCUUCGAGCAGGGCCUGCGGGAGGAGCAGACCUUUUUGGACCCAGAGGCCUUUCAUUAUUUCCGUGACAGAUCGGUCCAGUCCAUCUCCAGCUCGGUAGACGUUUACCCAAGCCACCCGAGCAGUCAUGGGAGCAGUCGUGGGAAAAUGAGGUCCCCGCCGGCCCCGUUGGACCAGGGGGACAACACGGAGUCUUUGGGAGAGGAACAAUGCUGAGUUGAGAUGCAUCCGGUACUGCACUGGUGGCCUUGGCAUUGACUGGAGAGCUUGAACGGCUCAAAUGGACUGAGGUGCAGGGGCUGGUCGAAGUAUUGUUAUUAUUUUUUUAACAUGCAGUUCAGUUUAUGCAGGACGCUCAUAAAUAAUUGUGUGAGGCGUGAGAUUAGCAAACUGGGCCUUAGCAAAAUCUUUGAUUGUAAAUAUAAUUGUAGAUGGAAUAGCUGAGGUAGGCAGAGGCAAAUGGGUAGCAAACUUACACUGCCGUAAGGACUGAGCAGCCUCAAAGUUUUGUAAGGUGCUAGAACUGAAUCUGCUGUAUAAGCAGGGCUAGGAAUUUGAGCUUUGACCAUGUUUAUAUUCAUCAUUGGUGAAGGUGCCCUGAAGGUUAGACUUGUUCCUAAUUAUUUACUGGUCUUAUAGAGUCUGUGAAAUGUCCUCCUCCCUUGGUGAGAUCUGCUUGAAUAUGCUUUGAUGUUAAAAACAGCAGAGUAGUUUAAAUCCUGCCUUCAAUACUGCUGCAGGUGAACGCAGAAGCACAGUCCUUUUCAGCUGCCAAGUCUACUCCGCACUUGGAAUUGCCUGUUUCUGUCUUUGUGGUAUAUUACUGGGUUGGUUAGCAGCUGUCAAUGACAAUAUUGUAACUCCCCCUUCACUUUUUGUAAUAUUUGAGCAUCUUUCUAUUGUUAAAGGAAUAGUUCACCACAAAUGAACUGUCAUUAUUUACUCGCCGUCAAUUUUGUUUUAAAUCCAUGUGCCGUUAUAUGGUAAAAAACUCCAAAAGUGGAUUUUCACACUCCUUAUAGCACACAACCAGCUGGCAAACGUUUCUUUGAUGUCUGCAUUUACAUCUGCAAGACAUAGUUUGCUUAUCUGCAAUACGUCUCAUAGAUGUCUGCUGUCAGAUGUCAUAGACAUCAAGAAGACGUCUGUAAGAUGUUUAUGAUUUAGAAUGGUUGUAAAACUGCUCUUUCUAAGAUAUUUAGCAGACGUCUUGGAGACAUACCUGUGCUAGCCGGGAAAGAACACUAUAUACAGCUUACGUGUAAAGUCGCAACAUGAUUGGACAGCUUUUAUAUUUUAAAACAGAACUCACCGGACAUCCACAAUAAUGCUGUGUGCUUAGUUAUACAUGCUCAGUGUAUGCCUGCGCAUAUGAGGGUAUUUUUAGCAAGCCGAUAACCCGCCAAUACCUCACAAAGUGUUUAAAGCAGUCAAAUGGCGCCAGGAUUUCCUCCGUUACAUGCGCAAGCACAGAUCUAAUGACCACUUUUUUGAAUUGCCAAAUCACUUUAUUUUCAGGUCAUGUAUUGUUAUCACUUCCUGUAUUUGGUUCGGUUUAAUCAUGCUUUUGGUCCGUGUUGCGUUCAUAUUUCAAUCAAACCGCAUCAGAGUUCGUUUGAAAGUGGACCAAGACCCAUAUUUUCAGCGGUCUAGGUGAAAGUUCAUUCUGGUUCUCACAUUGUACCUCACUAGAGAAUAUUUAUAAUCCACAGAAAAAACAGCAAAUGAAUUUAAAACAAGAUGAAAUGAGGUAAAGGACAAGUGUUUUGGGCAACCAAAAGAACAAGAUGUGAACAAGUGUUUUGGGUAACCUAUUCCUUUAAUGUUCAAACAAUGAAUGGAAUUCUGUCUAUUACUGAAUGUAUGAGAUUAUAUAUUUAUCUAUGUACACACUAUAAUCCUGUCUUUUUCAUUUGAUAAACAAGAGUUUGAA
Molecule: messenger RNA, 2883 nt
Organism: Triplophysa dalaica
Lineage: Eukaryota; Metazoa; Chordata; Actinopteri; Cypriniformes; Nemacheilidae
Gene: gsg1l
Product: gsg1-like
Exons: 5
Coding region: 252-1166 (304 amino acids)
Cellular component (GO): plasma membrane
Source: RefSeq, a predicted model, not a curated record